Messenger RNA from Anneissia japonica, 1750 nucleotides. Its product is annotated as toll-like receptor 2. The coding region runs from base 20 to 1600 and encodes 526 amino acids. Gene Ontology annotation, biological process: immune response; inflammatory response; toll-like receptor signaling pathway. Gene Ontology annotation, molecular function: transmembrane signaling receptor activity; triacyl lipopeptide binding; protein binding. Lineage: Eukaryota; Metazoa; Echinodermata; Crinoidea; Comatulida; Comatulidae. The record is from RefSeq and is a predicted model, not a curated record. The transcript has 2 exons. Gene Ontology annotation, cellular component: membrane.
UGGCGAGCAACCUUUUAACAUGAACAGCAAUUUCUGUUUGUAUUCUACGUUGGUGUUUCUAGCAAACGUUGCAUCAGUGAGUACUCCGCAUAAUUGUACCACGUAUAACCCGCAUCAAAUCAACGGAACUCAAGCACUGAAUACAACAAUAUGCCCCAAAGGGUGUACUUGCCACUACUGUCCGGAUAAAUUAGGCAUAUACAUGGUUCAUUAUGUAAAGUGUAAACGAGCCAAUCUUGAACGCAUCCCUUCAGAAAAUAUACCGGUUGAUGUUGGAGUUUUGCGCCUAGGACAGAAUCAUAUCACUACUAUUGCAUCUAAUGAUACGAGCAAUUUUCAUGGAAUGGUAUCAUUGUAUUUGAAUGAUAAUCAACUACAAUAUAAUAAUAUAGAUGAUCAUUCUUUUGAUAACCUUACUAAGCUAACAAUAUUAAACCUCAACUAUAACCGUGCUCUUUCACAUUUAGCAAGAGCUUGGUUUCAGAAAUUGGUGGGUUUGGAAAUUCUUUACAUUAGGUAUUCUUCAGUCAAAACUCUCCAAAGGGGUAUAUUUAAGAAUUGUGUUAAUUUAAAUAAAGUAUAUUUGUCUGGAAACCAGAUAGCAAAGAUUCCUAAAGAUACAUUUAGGGAAUUGCGCUUUCUAAAUAUUGUCGAUUUAUCACACAAUAAUAUAAAUCAUCUAAACGACGAUAUGUUUUUGGGCUCAAGAAAAAUAAGUGGCUUUUUUGCAGAAAACAAUCAACUAACGACAAUAGGCCAACAGGUUGGAAUUCAGAAUUUGACCAAGUUAUCUUUACUUGGAUUUGGGUAUAACCCUUUGAUUUGUGAUUGUAACCUUGUAUGGUUUUGUCACUGGAUAAAACAGACCAACGCAACACUGGUAGAUCCCGAUCAGCUUACGUGUGAAAACAAGAAUGGAACAACUCUAUUUGGUUUAGAUACAGAUCAUAUGCAAUGUUAUGGUGUUACGACAAUUGUUAUCAUUGCAGCAUGUUGCUCAGUCACUUUCGUCGCCGUUGUGUGUACAGUCAUAUAUGUGUUUCGGUGGGAUUUCAGAUAUUGGAAUCAGCGGCGGCUGCUCCGAAAACAAUACGAGAGGCUACAAAACGAGGGUCCGCCACCGAUUGACGGAGUACAGAUUCGAUAUGACGCGUUCGUCUCCUACAACAGCAAAGACCGUGAUUGGGUACUCAAGUCAGCCCUACCGAUACUGGAAGGUCCCGAGUUCAACUUUCGUCUUUGCGUUGACUUCCGGGAUUUUUUAGUCGGCGGAGUAAUCGCUGACAAUAUUUCUGAUGCUAUUAAGUAUAGUCGCAAAAUGUUGAUAGUUGUCACCAAGAACUUUGCUAAGAGUGAAUGGUGUUACUUUGAAAUGGAAAUGGCCAGAACACGUAUGUUUGACGAUCAUGAGGACAUUUUAGUGGUUGUAAUAUUAGAGCAUGUAGCGAGUAGGAACAUGCCGACAUUACUUCAGAAGAUCUUGAGAAAGAAGACCUACAUCGAAUGGACUGAAAACUCCGAUGGUCAGAAGGUGUUCUGGACACGCUUGGCAGCAGCUUUGAAUACUCCUAACGCUCAUCAUGACCGUCUAUUGAACUAAAAUGAGGUUAAAUACGAAAAAAUCAAAGAUAAUUAAGUGGUACCGUAUUAAGCUUAUUCUUUUGGUAAACUAUUUCCAAAGAAAAUUUUUGUCUCGCUUUACAAACUACUGUACUCGCGCGAAUAAGCACCCGGGCGCUUAAAAUAUUUU